AUUGAUCUUGUGGAGUGGGAGCAGCAGCUCUUACGCCGACUGCGUGUUCCCAUUGUGACAGAUGGAAGUCUAUUUUUCUUGGUCCCCGACGAACAGUUAUACGAUGCUUGCCAGGUUGCGGCCUCGUUGGGAUACUAUCCAGAAAGUCCCGAGUCCCUGAAAAAAGCCUACCCAUCAGAGUUCUCGGGCUUAGGUGUGCGGUACAAUAUUGAUCCCAAAACCAAAAAGACACAUGACCGCUUCGACAGGCUUGUUUUCUUACCACUGUCCUGGCCGGGACUGGACUUGCACGAUCUGGAACUAAAAGCGAUACAGUACUCGUGGCUGCGAGACGACCCUUGGAACAUCUGGACAGUACCUCUUGCGGCAGCUUGUACUGCCUGGGUGCGUCUUAUUUGCGCUGAAAAACGAACAAGCUCUUUACGUGAACGGCUCUCUUCAGAUUUUGUUAAUCUUAUUGCCUACAACUUUUAUGAUACAAGCUAUGAAGGAGACUACGAGGAGCUCUUGGGGGAUGACGUGCCGUUGUCAGAGUCCGAACUUUUGGAGAUUGAGAAUGCGGUUAUCACGAUUAACUCUUGGGAGAUGAGAGAUGGGGAGGAAUGGAUAAGGGAAAACCUCCUCAAGAUUGUUUCUUGUACCAUGAUCGAAACCCAGUUGCCCUGGAAAGAUGGCUCCAAGUUUUAG
Messenger RNA from Trichoderma atroviride IMI 206040, 687 nucleotides. RefSeq lists its product as uncharacterized. NCBI's taxonomy places the organism in Eukaryota, Fungi, Ascomycota, Sordariomycetes, Hypocreales, Hypocreaceae. The record is from RefSeq and is a predicted model, not a curated record.